AUGCGCUGCAACGACAUGGUUUUCUCCUGGAUUGUCAACACUCUUGAUCCCGAAAUCAGCGACAGUGUCAUAUAUUGCACCACGGCCCGCGAGAUUUGGGAGGAUCUCCGUGAACGAUUCUCUCAAAGCAACGCUCCUCGUAUCUUCCAACUUCAACGGGAGACUUCAUAUUUGACACAAGAUCAAUUGUCAGUUGCUGCCUAUUACACCAAGUUGAAAGGUCUUUGGGAUGAACUUGCUUCCUACACUGAUUCUUCUACAUGUACCUGUGCAACCCAUGGUGAUCUCAACAAACUCAUGCAAUUCCUUAUGGGAUUGAACGAGUCUUAUAGUGCUGUUCGUGGUCAAAUUCUCUUGAUGAAUCCCUUGCCGUCUGUUAGGCAAGCAUAUGCCUCCAUCAGCCAAGAAGAAAAGCAACGCACGCUUGGAGCCUCACGAGCUGUUGCUGGAACUUCCGAUACUGCUGCCAUGGCUGUUCGAACUGGACGUCCUAAUCAGAAUCGAUCCACCAAUCGUGAGGAUCGUCGCAUUGACAGGACAGACCAAAAUCGUUCCCAGACCUCCACCCGUGAUGACCGCCGCGCUGGAUCUUCAAGAAACCGACCCCAUUGCACCCAUUGUGAUGACGAUGGCCAUCGUAUUGAUACCUGCUGGAAGCUUCAUGGGUAUCCAGAAGGUCAUCCACGCCACAAACCUAAGAAAAAGCAUGAUGGUCCAUCUUCCAAUCAUGUUUCGGAAGGCCCAACCAAGGAUACGAUGCAGUCUGUUAUGUCCGGCCUUUCGGACCUUCAAAUUCAGCAGAUGUUGGCUAUCAUGCAUGACAAAUCAGUUUCUGACAAGAAAUCCCAGGUCCAUGCAGCUGCCACCAACACAGGUUUGUCAAAAUUAAAAUUUCAGCGCUGGAUUAUCGACAGUGGCGCGACUGACCACAUUGUUUCUUCUCCAAAAUUGUUGGUUCAUCGUAAUAUUGAUCAUUCUGUGCAACCGGUUCGUAUGCCUAGUGGGGAGAAGGCUUCAAUUACUACAACAGGAUCAUUCCCUCUCAAUUCUACUUAUACUUUGCGUGAUGUGCUAUGUGACCUUGCUACGAGGAAGACGAUUGGUUUGGGUAAGCAACAUGACGGGCUUUAUUACUUGGUGGCACUAUUGGCGGAGACACCCCCCAACACAACCCACCAAAAUCCCGCUCACCGUCCAUCCUGCAAUCACACUGUCACCACUACCGACCUUUGGCAUCGUCGUCUUGGCCAUGUUUCUUCCUCAAGAUUACAUUUAUGUCUAAACAUCUACUAG
Prunus armeniaca (apricot) is the source of this 1293-nucleotide messenger RNA. The record is from the annotation of a GenBank genome assembly. Lineage: Eukaryota; Viridiplantae; Streptophyta; Magnoliopsida; Rosales; Rosaceae.